AUCCAUGGGGUAACCCCAACGCAUCUGCCCUCCACCCCAGCCAGCUCAUGGGCCACUUGGCCCAGCCCAGCCCCAGCACCUGGAGCCAGUGAAAAGAGCCCUGGCUGGAGUCCAAACAUGUGGAGCCUGGUGAGGCUCCUGCUGGCCUGGCUGGGUGGCUGGGGCUGCAUGGGGCGUCUCGCAGUCCCAGUCCGGGCCUGGGCAGGGUCCCGGGGGCACCCAGGGCCUUCAUUGCUGCGGACCCGAAGGAGCUGGGUCUGGAACCAGUUCUUUGUCAUUGAGGAAUAUGCUGGUCCGGAGCCCGUCCUCAUUGGCAAGCUGCACUCAGAUGUUGACCGGGGCGAGGGCCGCACCAAGUACCUGUUGACUGGGGAGGGGGCAGGCACCGUAUUUGUGAUCGACGAAGCCACAGGCAAUAUCCAUGUCACCAAGAGCCUGGAUCGGGAGGAGAAGGCACAAUACGUACUACUGGCCCAAGCUGUGGAUCGAGCCUCCAACCGGCCCCUGGAGCCCCCAUCAGAGUUCAUCAUCAAAGUUCAAGACAUCAAUGACAAUCCACCCAUCUUCCCCCUUGGGCCUUACCACGCCACAGUGCCCGAGAUGUCCAACGUUGGGACCUCAGUGAUCCAGGUGACUGCUCACGAUGCUGAUGACCCUAGCUAUGGGAACAGCGCUAAGCUGGUGUACACCGUGCUGGAUGGACUGCCUUUCUUCUCUGUGGACCCCCAGACUGGAGUGGUGCGUACAGCCAUCCCCAACAUGGACCGGGAGACACAAGAGGAGUUCUUGGUGGUGAUCCAGGCCAAGGACAUGGGUGGCCACAUGGGGGGGCUGUCGGGCAGCACUACAGUGACUGUCACCCUCAGCGAUGUCAAUGACAACCCUCCCAAGUUUCCUCAGAGUCUGUACCAGUUCUCUGUGGUGGAGACAGCUGGGCCUGGCACCCUGGUGGGUCGGCUCCGGGCCCAGGACCCAGACCUAGGGGACAACGCCCUCAUGGCAUACAGCAUCCUGGACGGGGAGGGGUCCGAGGCCUUCAGCAUCAGCACAGACUCCCAGGGUCGAGAUGGGCUCCUCACUGUCCGCAAGCCCCUAGAUUUCGAGACCUGUCGUUCCUACUCCUUCCGUGUAGAGGCCACCAACACACUCAUUGACCCAGCCUACCUGCGGCGAGGGCCCUUCAAGGACGUAGCCUCGGUGCGUGUGGCUGUGCAGGAUGCCCCAGAGCCACCUGCCUUCACCCAGGCUGCCUACCACCUGGCAGUGCUAGAGAACAAGGCUCCUGGGACCCUCGUGGGCCAGAUCUCAGCUGCUGACCUGGAUUCCCCAGCCAGCAUAAUCAGAUAUUCCAUCCUCCCCCAUUCGGACCCGGAGCGUUGCUUCUCUAUCGAGCCCGACGAUGGCACCAUCCGCACAUCAGUGCCCCUGGACCGUGAGGCUCGUGUCUGGCACAACCUCACAGUGCUGGCCACAGAGCUUGAUAGCUCCGCACAGGCCUCCCGCGUGCAAGUGGCCAUCCAGACCCUAGAUGAGAAUGACAAUGCUCCCCAGUUGGCUGAGCCCUAUGACACCUUUGUGUGUGAUUCUGCAGCCCCUGGCCAGCUGAUUCAGGUCAUCCGAGCCCUGGACAGAGACGAAGUUGGCAACAGUAGCCGUGUCUCACUUCAAGGUCCUCUGGGCCCUGAUGCCAACUUUACUGUGCAGGACAACCGAGAUGGCUCUGCCAGCCUGCUGCUGCCCUCCCGUCCUGCUCUGCCCCGCCAGGCCCCCUACCUGGUUCCCAUAGAACUGUGGGAUUGGGGGCAGCCAGCACUGAGCAGCACUGCCACAGUGACUGUCAGCGUGUGCCGCUGCCGGCCUGAUGGCUCUGUGGCCUCCUGCCGGCCCGAGGCUCAGCUCUCACCCACUGGGCUCAGCACUGGUGCCCUGCUCGCCAUCGUCACCUGUGUGGGCACCCUUCUUGCCCUGGUGGUGCUCUUCGUGGCCCUGAGGCGGCAGAAGCAGGAAGCACUGAUGGUACUGGAGGAGGAAGACGUCCGCGAGAAUAUCAUCACCUAUGACGACGAGGGCGGCGGCGAGGAGGACACGGAGGCCUUCGACAUCACGGCCCUGCAGAACCCCGACGGGGCGGUCCCGCCGGCUCCCGGCCCACCCGCACGCCGCGACGUGCUGCCCCGGGCCCGGGCGCCACGCCAGCCCAGCCCCGGCCCCGCGGAGCCGCUGGACGACUGGGGUCCGCUCUUCCGCACCCUGGCCGAGCUGUACGGGGCCAAGGAGCCCCCGGCUCCCUGAACGCCGCGGCGGGGCAGCCCGCACAGGCCCUCUGAGUGAGCCCCACGGAGUCCAGGCAGGCGGCAGCAGCCCAGGGGCCCAGGCCUCCUCCCCUCCCUGCGCCCCUCCUCCUUCUCUCCCCAAGGCACCCUCGCUCUUACCUCCCUCUCGCCCCAGUCGGUCUGUAUGUCUUUCUCCAGGGAUCUCUGUCCCUGCCUGUGACGCUCUUCCUCUGUCUGGGUCUGGGUUUUGUGGCUCUGACCCUGAACUUCUGUUCUCUCACUGUGAUUCAUCUUUCUCCGUGGCUGUUUUUGUCUCUGCGAUUCUAAAUCUUUCUCACACUCUGUCUCUCUCCCUUGCUCACACACAUGCUCUGUGUCUAUCUCCUGCCCACAUCUCCCCUCCUUCUCUCUGGGUCCCUGUGACUGGCUUUUUGUUUUUUCUGUUGUCCAUCCUCAAAGCAAGAGAAACUUCCAGCCACUGCUGCCCACCCUCCUGCAGGGGACGCUCUGUCCCAGACCUGCUCGCAUGGUUCCAUCCAUCACUCUUGGCCUCAUCCUGGCUCCACUGGCCUCCAGCAGAGGAAGGGAGCCAGCCCACCUCCCAGGGCAGGAGCUCCAGCCCCCCACGUGGUCACCUCCCUGGAGCUCUGCCCAGCUGUCAGCCCGCCCUGGGCAUCCCAGCUCUGGGCAUUGUCUUGUGUGCUUCCCAGGCCCCAGGGAGAGGGGGAGGAGAAAGGGGGAGGUAGCUGGGGAAGGGGAAAGGGAGGAUGGGAGGGGCCUCCAUCUCUAAUUUCAUAAUAAACAAACACUUUAUUUUGUAAA
This is a messenger RNA of Galeopterus variegatus (Sunda flying lemur), 3095 nucleotides long. It is a transcript of the gene CDH24, whose product is annotated as cadherin 24, type 2. The transcript is spliced from 13 exons. Gene Ontology annotation, molecular function: calcium ion binding; cadherin binding. Bases 118 to 2292 code for a protein of 724 amino acids. The record is from RefSeq and is a predicted model, not a curated record. Lineage: Eukaryota; Metazoa; Chordata; Mammalia; Dermoptera; Cynocephalidae. Gene Ontology annotation, biological process: cell-cell junction assembly; calcium-dependent cell-cell adhesion; multicellular organism development. Gene Ontology annotation, cellular component: plasma membrane; adherens junction; catenin complex.